CUGCGGGCCGGGCCGUGGUUCUCAAGACACCCAACUUCUAAAGUUGGGGAGGCGGGGGCGGGGGUCCGGGCUGCGGGGAGGAGGGACCCUGCUCGCUCAGCCUCCCAGUUGCAGGAGGGGGGCGGCCCCUGGGAUCCAUUCCCCUACAUUUGAUUAAAGGCCUGCGUUCAGGAGACUUGGGGGGACUAGGGAGCGAGGGGGCCAGAUCUAAGCCAAUUUUGAUUUGGACUAUAAUGAGUCUCGGGCCUAAGGCUGGGGGGCAGGCCUCUGGAACUUUAAAUAAGAAAACGUUUUUAAUGCUGUAAUAGAAGGGGGAAGUCGAAGGGUUGGGAUUGCGUAGAUCUAAGCCCCCCUUUUCGGAGGCAGCUUUUCUUAUUCAAAACAGCGCCACAAUGGGCUUCACAUCGAGCCGGGCCACAUCCCCAUCUGACUAGCAGCCAUUCAUCAGGCUGGCCGGCCUAUCAAUGACAUUUCUCCCAUCAGGACUCCUAUAAAAUGAUGCUUUUUCCCAUGAACAUCCGCAAACAUUUUGACGGGUUUGGCUUUGCCCUGCUGGAUUACUAAGUGUCCCCUCUCUCUCUUUUGCUUUCUCUCUCCCCACUCUUUCCCUCCCUCCCUUCCUCUCUUUCUCUCCACUUUCUUUCUCUCCUUCCCUCUUUUCUUUUAUAUUUCUUUCCGUCCUUUUUUUCUUUUUUUUUCUCCUUUUUCCUUUUUCUCUCCCUCCCUCCCCCCUCCCCCUUUUACAACUCUCAGACAGGGGAUCUCCAAACCUCAGGACUUUUUUGGGGGGCUUCGGUACUGUCCAUGGGAAGAGCAUGCAUUGUGGGUUACUGGAGGAACCUGACAUGGAUUCUACAGAGAGCUGGAUUGAAAGAUGUCUCAAUGAAAGUGAAAAUAAACGCUAUUCCAGCCACACUUCUCUGGGGAAUGUUUCUAAUGAUGAAAAUGAGGAAAAAGAAAAUAACCGAGCGUCCAAACCCCAUUCAACACCUGCCACCCUUCAGUGGCUGGAAGAGAAUUAUGAGAUUGCAGAAGGCGUCUGCAUUCCAAGGAGUGCACUCUACAUGCAUUAUUUGGAUUUCUGUGAGAAAAAUGACACACAACCUGUUAAUGCUGCCAGCUUCGGAAAGAUCAUAAGGCAGCAGUUCCCACAGCUAACCACCAGGAGACUUGGAACUCGGGGCCAAUCGAAGUACCAUUACUAUGGCAUCGCUGUGAAAGAAAGCUCUCAGUAUUACGACGUAAUGUAUUCCAAAAAAGGCGCUGCUUGGGUCAGUGAGUCUGGGAAGAAAGAAGUGAGCAAGCAGACAGUGGCGUACUCCCCCCGGUCCAAGCUGGGUACCUUACUGCCCGAGUUCCCCAAUGUGAAAGACCUGAACCUGCCAGCCAGUCUGCCAGAGGAGAAGGUUUCCACCUUUAUUAUGAUGUACAGAACCCACUGUCAGAGGAUAUUGGACACAGUAAUAAGAGCCAACUUUGAUGAGGUUCAAAGUUUUCUUCUGCACUUUUGGCAAGGAAUGCCGCCCCACAUGCUGCCCGUGCUCGGCUCCUCCACGGUGGUCAACAUCGUGGGAGUUUGUGACUCGAUACUGUAUAAAGCGAUUUCUGGAGUGCUGAUGCCCACCGUUUUGCAGGCGCUACCGGACAGCUUGACUCAGGUCAUCCGAAAGUUUGCCAAACAGCUCGACGAGUGGCUUAAGGUCGCCCUUCAUGACCUUCCGGAGAAUCUGCGAAACAUCAAGUUUGAAUUGUCAAGAAGGUUUUCCCAAAUUCUGAGACGGCAAACAUCACUAAACCAUCUUUGCCAGGCAUCAAGAACUGUGAUCCACAGUGCAGACAUUACUUUCCAAAUGCUAGAGGAUUGGAGAAAUGUGGACCUGAGCAGCAUCACCAAGCAGACCCUGUAUACGAUGGAGGAUUCUCGGGAGGCACAUAGGAAGCUCAUCAUACAGUUGUAUCAAGAAUUUGACCAUCUCCUAGAGGAGCAGUCGCCCAUUGAAUCGUACAUUGAGUGGUUGGACACCAUGGUGGACCGGUGCGUUGUAAAGGUAGCUGCCAAGAGACCAGGUUCCUUGAAAAAAGUCGCCCAGCAGUUCCUUCUGAUGUGGUCCUGCUUCGGCACCCGAGUGAUCCGAGACAUGACUUUGCAUAGUGCCCCCAGCUUCGGGUCUUUUCACCUCAUACACCUGAUGUUUGAUGACUAUGUGCUGUAUUUGCUGGAGUCGCUCCACUGUCAGGAGAGAGCCAAUGAGCUCAUGAGGGCCAUGAAGGGGGAAGGAAGCACUGCAGAGGUCAGAGAAGAGAUCCUGUUGGCAGAGCCCACCCCGCCGACUCCAUCACCCGUGCCCUCCUUCUCGCCAGCCAAGUCCACCACGUCAGUAGAGGUGCCUCCUCCCUCCUCGCCUGUCAGCAACCCAUCCCCGGAGUACACUGGACUCACCACAACAGCAGGAGCAAUGCAGUCCUACACCUGGUCCCUUACCUACACAGUGACAACAGCUGCCGGUUCACCUGCUGAAAGCUCCCAACAGCUGCCCUGUAUGAGAAACACUCACGUGCCUUCUUCCUCCGUCACCCAUCGGAUACCAGUUUAUCCCCACAGAGAGGAACAUGGCUACACAGGGAGUUACAAUUAUGGAACCUAUAGCAACCAGCAUCCCCACCCAAUGCAGAGUCAGUACCCAUCCCUACCACAUGACACGGCCAUCUCCGGGCCUCUCCAUUAUUCUCCAUACCACAGGGGCUCCUCACAGUACCCUUUCAACAGCCCCACCUCCCGGAUGGAGCCUUGUUUGAUGAGCAGUGCUCCUAGACUACACCCCACGCCGGUCACUCCUCGAUGGCCAGAAGUACCCUCUGCCAACACAUGCUACCCAAGCCCGCCCGUGCACUCCACAAGAUACGGAAGCUCUAGUGACAUGUACACCCCCCUGACCACCCGCAGGAAUUCCGAGUAUGAGCACAUGCAACACUUUCCUGGUUUUGCCUAUAUCAACGGAGAAGCUUCAACAGGCUGGGCAAAAUGAAAAUGACUGGUAUAGUAUGAACCCAUAUUUAAUAUUAAUAAUAAUAAUUAAUAAUAAUAAUUAAAACUCCAACAACCAACACCAGAAGACUUGAUCUCUUCACCUUUUAGAACUCAUGGGACUAUACCUAGAUGUCUGCUUUCCUAAUAAACCUGAAGCUGGGUUAGAACUGUUGAUGAGUAAAUCUUAGUUCAGAAACAGGACUCACUAAACUCCAGCAUGGCAGGAGUAGGCUCCUGUAGGGCAGCCAGCUUGGACUAUUUCUAUAGAGCACUGUCUUCAGGAAGUUAAUCCCUGCCUUCUCCCUCUGUCCCAAGACUGUGUCUUGCGUGGUACCUAGCCCAAUAAAGCCACUCCCUUCCAUGUGGACAACAAACACUCUUUAGUCUUGAGAGAUGGAUGCUGGAGACGGAAUGGAGUCUUCUUUUAUUUGGCGGAUGCUCAGUUCCCUGAGAAGAGAAGCCUCUAUAUUCAUCCUUCAUUUUACUUAUCUAGUGAGCACUUGAGAGACAGGUGUUCUGCAGAGUCCCGUGAUGUCCUCCCUUCUGCUGCACCUGGAUGGAACUGCAUGAUUUGGAACCUUUGUAUUCUCCUAAACACCAUUAUUUGUAAUAGCACCUGCAUUAUCUUUCAUUGUAAGCAUUGUCUUAUUUGUGGGGGAAUGGGAUGGGGAGGGGAGGGUUUGCACACGGCAGAAAGAGAAGAUGGAGAGAGAGAGAGAAAG
Messenger RNA from Antechinus flavipes (yellow-footed antechinus), 3750 nucleotides. RefSeq names its product regulatory factor X4 (gene RFX4). Bases 816 to 3026 code for a protein of 736 amino acids. The transcript has 18 exons. NCBI's taxonomy places the organism in Eukaryota, Metazoa, Chordata, Mammalia, Dasyuromorphia, Dasyuridae. Gene Ontology annotation, molecular function: DNA-binding transcription factor activity, RNA polymerase II-specific; RNA polymerase II cis-regulatory region sequence-specific DNA binding. Gene Ontology annotation, biological process: regulation of transcription by RNA polymerase II. The record is from RefSeq and is a predicted model, not a curated record.